Molecule: messenger RNA, 453 nt
Organism: Rhagoletis zephyria (snowberry fruit fly)
Lineage: Eukaryota; Metazoa; Arthropoda; Insecta; Diptera; Tephritidae
Source: RefSeq, a predicted model, not a curated record
AUGUUCCUCGCGCAGAUCCUCUGGGAGUCCGGCGGCCUGCGCUACAAGCGCGAGCUGAUCUGCGUCAAGACCGGCUGCCCGGGCGUGUACGACCACUCGGUGGGCGUGCCCGGCAAGAACUACUACGGCAGGGGCUACAUCCAGCUGACGCAUUCCUACAACUACAAAGCGGCCUCCCUUGAUCUCUACCACGAUCUGCGGCUGAUCAACGACCCGGACCUGGUGGCCCGCGACGAGGACGCCGCCUGGGGCACCGCCUUCUGGUUCUGGAAGGUGCACGUCCACAACCGAGCCGGCGUGCGGGCGCACCACUUUGGCGACGCGACGCGGGCCAUCAACGGCAUGGAGUGCACCGGUCGCAUGCCCGCCGCCCACAAGCGCUUCGACAUCUACCGCAAGGUUCUGGUGGCCUUCCACAUUCACGAGGGCGCCAAUGGCUCGGGCUGCUGGUAA